CGAGCUACAGGGCUGGGAGAGACUGCAGAGCUAAGAGGGCCUGCAGAGCUGGAUGCUAGGAGCUAGGAGAGGUCUCAGAACGCCAAGAGGUUCCAGAGCCAGAAGGAGGCACAGUUCCAGAAAAGGUCCCACAUCCAGGAGGGAACACGGAGCCAGGAAGAGAGACAGAGAAAUGCCUGCCACGCCUCAUGCCUUAGACUCCAUGCCAUGCAUAAGACUCCUUCAAGCGUAGGCUGGGCCCAGGCACCUGUUGUUGUUUGAAACCAACCAUACUGUCUCCACCCCUCUCUAUAGGGACUGGGAAACGCUUCCCUGAUGGGCCAUGCUUAGCAGGAUAUUACUGCCCCCCUGGCCAGACCUCAGCCACCCCGACGUCCUUCCGGUGCCCUCAAGGCUUCUACUGUCCUGAGGGGUCACCCCAGCCAAAGGCCUGUGGAAAUGGAACCUUCCAGCCUCAGGAGGCUCAGGGCUCUUGUGAGGUCUGCCCCAUGGGGUUCUACUGUGAGGCCUCCAGCACAGGUAGGUUCCAGGAGCUAGCAGGUGACCUCUGAGUAUGCUGAUCCCCGGAGACUUGAUGGAUUUGUUUUUACAGGUACAGACCACUUUGUGACUCACAGCCACUGUGAGCUGCUCUAACAACUGAAGUUGGCGUGGGAAGGGCUGUAACUGGCGAGGUUGCAACAGGAGUGUAUUAGGGACUUACACUAGGGUAGAAUCCCUGUCACUCACAGCUUUGCGUCUCUGCAGUGCCCAGCCUAGGUCUGAGCACAGUGGAGACACAGGUAAAGGACAGGGAAGGACAGUCUGAGCCCCAGGACCUAGCUGGUCAAGUCUAACUCAGUUCCCCAAGAGGAUGUGGCACACAGACUGGUCUGUGCCGAGGGUGAUAGCCUGGUGUGGAAAAAGGCAGUUAGGCUCAAUGGCCAGGGCCUCUCAAGGAAGGCAGAUUUCCUGGACCGUGUUCUUCCACUCCAGAUGAUCAACCAUGCGGGACCCUCCCUGUCAGCACAUGGAUCAAGGGGCUAGGAUCCUUGGUCUCUGAUCUAGGCGGAUCAGCAUAGGAGUGUCACCUCGAGUCAAGCUGACUCUGCCAUUGACUCCUAGAUCUUGUAACCAUGGCUCCAGCCUAUGCGUCCAAGACUAUUUCUUUUCCCCAGGCUCUCACUCAGCCAUUGCCCACCCGUGCCCUCAGGGGACAUUUGGGUCCAAGCCAGGAGCUACCACAGAGCUGGACUGUGAGCCAUGUCCAGCAGGGAUGUUCUGUGUGUCACAAGGGCUGACUCAGCCAUCUGGACUCUGUCACUCUGGCCACUACUGCACAGGGGGUGCUGUGUCCCCAACUCCCAUCCAACACAAAGUGGAGGGCCCAGGGUUCUCUGGGAAUGACAUCUGCCCCCCUGGCUUCUUUUGCCCCAUGGGGACAGGCUUUCCACUUCCAUGCCCUCCUGGGUUCUAUUCCUCUGCUCGUGGUCUGAACAGCAAGGACCAAUGCCAGCCAUGCCCUUUAGGACACUACUGUGGUCAGCCUGGACUAUCUCAAGUCCUGGAGGCUAGUCUCUGCCAUGCAGGAUACAUCUGCCUUGGAGGAAGCACUGUCCCCUCACCCACUGAUGGGACCCAUGGAUACAGAUGUCCUCCAGGAUUCUACUGUCCUCCAGGGGCCCACCAUGAACUACCCUGUAAGCCUGGUACCUUUAGCCCACUGUCUGGGGCUGACACCUGCCUAUCCUGCCCACAAGGCACCUACUGUCCCAAGGCAGCCACUGUGGAACCUAUCACAUGCCCAAAAGGUCACUACUGCCCAGCAGGGACACCCUCAGCUCAUCCCUGCCCAGAAGGAACCCUGAACCCACAGGAAAGUGCUGUAUCUCCCAGGGCCUGUCAGCUCUGCCCUGCAGGGAGCUAUUGCCCUGGGGAAGGCGACACAUGGCCAGAAGGACCGUGCUCAGCUGGUUACUACUGUAAGGGGGGUGCUGCCAGCCCCACCCCACAGGGAGACAUCAGCUCUCCUCUCAAUGGACCCUGCCCCCGAGGCCACUACUGCCCACAGGGUUCUGUGUUCCCAGUGCCCUGCCCUUUGGGGACAACAAGGAACCUCAUGGGUGGCACCUCUAAAGGGAGCUGCAGGCCCUGCCCAGCUGGAUACUUCUGUCCUAGCCUAGACCUCGGCUCAGCCAAUGGAUCCUGCACAGUUGACUUUGACUGCUCCUUAGAUACCAGCGCCUCUACCUCCACACCUGUCCCCUGCCCUCAGGGUCACUUCUGCCAGCCAGGAGCUGCAUGGCCUGUCCUGUGCCACCGUGGACACUACCAGUCCUCCCUGGGCUCAGACACCUGCCUUUCAUGUCCACCAGGCUCCUACUGCCCAUAUCCUGGCACUCAGACACCCAGGCCCUGCCCAGCCCAUGCUUACUGCCAAGCUGGAACUUGGUCCCCAAGCCUGUGUCCCCCAGGGACCUUCACUCCUCAGGAUGUGUCAGGUCUCCAGGAAGACACCGACUGCUCCAUCUGUCCCCCUGGUCACUACUGCAGACGUGGACAGGUGUGGGGAAGAUGUCCUGCUGGCUACUUCUGUUCAGCUGGAACCUCCGAAAUAACGUUAGACCCCCGCAAACCUCAGGCCUCAUGUACCCAGAAACAGCUAUGUGCAGAACAGUGCCCACCAGGAUUUUACUGCCCUGAGGGCAGUGGAGAACCCAUCCCAUGUCCCCCUCACACCCUGGCGGCUACCGCUGGAGCCCAGAAAAAAGAAGACUGUGGGCCCUGUCCCCCAGGACAGUGGUGCAAAGCAGAAACCCAAGCCAGGAAACCCUGCCCUGCUGGCCACUACUGCCCGGGAAUGAGUGAAUCCCACCCAGGAGCCCCUCAGGCAUGCCCUGAACAUACCUACCUGGCCACAGAAGGAGGCCAGAGCCCAGCUGAGUGCCUCCCCUGCCCCACUGGGUACCAUUGCCCAUGGCCAGGCCUCUCUUCUUUUGAAGACCACCCAUGCCCCCCUGGCCACUGGUGUCCAGGUGCACAGGGUGCUUUUCUCUGCCCACCCGGUACCUUCCGUUCAGAGCCAGGGGCGUCCUCCCCACAAGACUGUGAGCUCUGUCCCUCUGGCUACUACUGCCCUGACACACAGGUGACCGGUCGAGCCAAUGUGUUUGCCAUCCCCUGCCAGCCAGGGUCAGAGUGCCCAGCAGGUGCUGUAGACAUGGUCCCCUGCAGGGCUGGUUCUUACUGUGGGCCCCGGACUGGAGUACCCCCACUUUGCCCCGGGGGCUUUGCCUGCCCUGAGGGUUCUUCUACCUACACUGGUCCUGGGCAGCGGUGCAUGUUCCCCCAUUACUGCCCUCAAGGCAGCACUCAUCCCCUUGGGUGCCCUGGGGGCUCCGAGGCCCAGAACCAGAGUGGCCUUAGGGUCUCUGCAGAGACUUCCUGCCGUCUGUGUACGGCAGGUACCUACCGCAGCCCUGCUCUGGAUACCCUGACUUGCCAGCCCUGCCCCCCUGGAUUCAUCUGCCCCCAAGGCUCAGAGAGCUAUGACAACCAGCCCUGCCCGGUGGGCCACUACUGUCCCGAGGGGACAUCCAAGCCCAGGCCCUGUCCAGCAGGAACCUUUGGAGGGAGCAGCCAAGCAGCAGGAGCAGAAGACUGUCAGCCAUGCCCGCCAGGCACCUUCAGCGCCCGGCCAGGACAGGCAGCUUGCCUUCCCUGUGGGAGUGUUGCCUUCUCUCCCCAGGGUGCUUCUACCUGUACCUGCCGAGGUCUAAACAGGAUCUUCCAAAAGUCAGAUGGUUCCUGCCUCUGCCAGGCUGGGCAUGUCUCCUAUGACCACAGGGGUCUGGAAACUGACCAGGAGAGCAACAGCCACAGCGAUGAGGAUUGCCAACCCCAGGUUGCCCAGCACUGUCCACCUGGCGAUGUCCGCCUGGCUGCCACCCGUGAGUGUGUGUCUCCACAACAGUAUGACUGCAGUGCCUUCUGUGGCCCAGGAGGUGGAAAACUCAGCACCGCGCUGGAAUCUGUCAGUGCUUGGGAUACGUCUCUGCAGAAGAACUCUGUGACAUUAGGUGUCUGGCCAACGCUCCCCGGCUCUCCUUGUCCUGGGACCCUGGCAAGGAGCUGAUCCUCAGUGUGAAGAGUAGGACUGGCGACAGCAUCCAGAAGGAGCUCUUGGAAACUCUAGGUCCUGACCUGCAAUUCCCAGGGAGUGCCAGGGUCCACCUGGUCCAGUUUGGGCCCCAUGGUACCU
Molecule: messenger RNA, 4240 nt
Organism: Peromyscus leucopus (white-footed mouse)
Lineage: Eukaryota; Metazoa; Chordata; Mammalia; Rodentia; Cricetidae
Product: platelet endothelial aggregation receptor 1-like
Exons: 20
Coding region: 1256-4114 (952 amino acids)
Source: RefSeq, a predicted model, not a curated record